Colletotrichum acutatum is the source of this 3899-nucleotide messenger RNA. RefSeq lists its product as uncharacterized. The transcript has 2 exons. The coding region runs from base 260 to 3607 and encodes 1115 amino acids. Gene Ontology annotation, cellular component: plasma membrane. Gene Ontology annotation, biological process: endocytic recycling; phospholipid translocation; post-Golgi vesicle-mediated transport. The record is from RefSeq and is a predicted model, not a curated record. NCBI's taxonomy places the organism in Eukaryota, Fungi, Ascomycota, Sordariomycetes, Glomerellales, Glomerellaceae. Gene Ontology annotation, molecular function: ATP hydrolysis activity; ATP binding; ATPase-coupled intramembrane lipid carrier activity.
GACGAAUUUGAAGGCGAAAAGAGCCUCACCCAUUCUUGCUGAAAGGUGUCAAACCCUGCAAGGCAUUGAGUCUUGCCAGGCAACCAUCGUUUCCGAGGACCCGAACCUGGAUCUUUACAGGUAUGACGGACGUGUCACUGUCAAUGGAGAGACACUACCGCUGUCACUCGACAAUGUCAUCUACCGCGGCUCCACGGUGCGAAACACGACAGAAGCUAUCGGCAUCGUCGUGAACACGGGUGAAGAAUGCAAGAUCCGAAUGAACGCCCACAAGCACGUACGCACAAAAGCACCCGCCAUGCAGCGCGUCCUUAACAGAAUCGUCGUUUGGCUCAUAGUAGUGCUACUCGGCCUCAGCAGCGGUCUUACCUUGGGUCACUAUCUGUGGCGAGACCCCGCCGAGUCUUCUUGGUACUUCAUGGGUGAACGCAUUAGUAUGAGGAAGAUCUUCAUUGCUUUCAUACUCAUGUUCAACACACUCAUUCCGCUUUCGUUGUACAUCAGUUUGGAGAUCAUCAAGAUCAUACAGUUUUACAUGAUGGGAGACGUCGAGAUGUACGACCCGGUCACCAAUACGCCAAUGGUCGCCAACACCACAACGAUCCUCGAAGACUUGGGUCAAGUCAACUACGUCUUCUCGGACAAGACAGGCACCUUGACGGAGAACGUGAUGCGCUUCAGAAAGAUGAGCGUCGCCGGCACCGCAUGGCUGCACGAUAUGGACAUUGAACGAGACGAACACGCCAAGCAGAAGUUGAUCGAGAUGGCCCGGAAGAAGCGUAAGGGAAAAGGAAAGGAUAGGAAUCGAGAAAAGACGACGAGUGACCACGACAAUCACUCUUCGUUGACACCAGCACAAGGAAGGUCAUCCAUCAGCACUUAUGGACGAGGACGCUCUACAAGUCGGGCCCCUCAAGCCGAGCCCGAACUCAAGACGGAAGAUCUCCUUGACUAUCUGCGACGCAAACCAGAUACUGUCUUUUCCAAGAAAGCCAAGCAAUUCCUACUCUGCAUCGCUCUCUGUCACACAUGUUUACCCGAGACAAAGGAAGACGGCGAGAUCGAAUACCAAGCUGCCUCUCCUGAUGAGCUUGCUUUGGUUGAAGCUGCAAGAGAUCUUGGCUACCUCCUCAUUGACCGGCCUGCGCAAUCAGUCAUUCUCCAAAUGCCCGAAGCUGAUGGAACGAUUAAAAGAGAAACGUACCAGGUACUAGAUGUCAUUGAGUUUAGCAGUCAAAGGAAGAGGAUGUCCAUCAUCAUGCGUAUGCCGGACGGCAGAGUAUGUGUAUUCUGCAAAGGCGCUGACAACGUCAUCUUGCCUCGUCUCAAGCUGAGCGGUCUUGCCACACAAAAGGCGAGCGACGUCAACCGGAGAGCCUCGAUUCGUAGGAGUGUGGAGAGGGAAAAGGCACAACAACGCCUCAGCACAAGUGGAACACCCCGCAGCAGCUUCGUCAUUGGGAGAACGUCAAUGUCAGAUCGACGUAGCAUGAUGAAUCAGAGAAUCUCUGGUGACAUGCUCAGGCGAUCCAGCGCCGUUACCGACGACGCCGACGCAUGGAAUUCACGCAGAGGUUCGGCAGACAUCCUCUCACCCAUGAGCGCCCACGAGAUUUGGUCAUCGCCACGUCACAGCAUGGCCAUGUCAGCGAACGAGGAUGAAGUGGACGACUUCAUUGACGAGUCCGUGGCUCUCAACGAGGGCACCGUUCUCGAACGAUGCUUCACGCACAUCAACGAGUUUGCUUCGGAGGGCCUGCGGACUUUACUUUACGGUUACCGAUAUAUUAGCGAGGAUGAUUACAACACGUGGAAAAGGAUCUAUCAUGAUGCCACCACCAGCUUGGAUAAUCGACAAGAAAAGAUUGAGGCGGCUGGUGAGCUCAUCGAGGAUAAGUUCGAGCUUGCUGGUGCCACCGCCAUCGAGGAUCGGUUGCAAGAGGGCGUACCAGAAACGAUUGAAAAACUCCGUCGCGCCGAGAUCAAGGUUUGGAUGUUGACGGGAGAUAAGCGCGAGACUGCCAUCAAUAUCGGUCACUCUGCCGGCCUGUGCAAGCCAUUCUCCGAGGUUUUCAUCCUGGAUGCUACCAUGGGCAAUCUGCAGGAGUCCAUCCUGUCGACCCUGGGUGAAGUGGCCCGGGGUAUGGCGCCCCACGCGGUAGUAGUAGUCGACGGUCAGACCUUGGGUAUCAUUGAGGGAGACGAGGACCUCAGCUUCCUCUUCUUCGACCUUGUAGUGAGGGUCGACUCGGUCAUUUGCUGUCGCGCUUCUCCCUCGCAAAAGGCCACUCUCGUCAAGCGUAUUCGCCGACAAGUACCUCACUCCCUGACUCUAGCCAUUGGCGACGGCGCCAACGACAUCGGCAUGAUCCAAGCUUCGCAUGUUGGUAUCGGUAUCUCGGGCCGCGAAGGUCUCCAAGCCGCUCGCAUUUCCGACUACGCCAUUGCGCAAUUCCGCUUCUUGCAGCGUCUUCUCUUUGUCCACGGCCGCUGGAACUACCUUAGAACUGGCAGAUAUAUUCUCGCCACUUUUUGGAAGGAAAUUGUCUUUUUCUUACCACAGGCUUACUUCCAGCGUUACACGGGAUACACGGGAACGUCUCUAUAUGAAAAUUGGAGUUUGACGGUGUUCAAUACUUUCUUUACCUCACUCGCGGUUAUCUUGUUGGGCGGUCUGGAAAAGGAUUUGCAAGCUAAGACGCUCCUCGAAUUCCCCGAGCUCUACACCUUUGGCCACAAGAACCGAGCUUUCAACAUCAAGCUUUAUAUUGGCUGGACAUUCCUCGGGCUGAUCGAGUCUCUCAUCAUUUUUUGGGUGACCUGGGCGGUCUACAGCUCGCUGCCCUUCGAUCAGGACACAUCGCUCUAUGCUAUGGGAUCCGUUCCCUUUACGGUUGCUGUGGUGUUUAUCAACAUCAAGUUGCUGGUUCUUGAGAUGGAAAACAAGAACAUUAUCAUUCUGGCCGGGUUUCUCAUCUCGGUCGGGGGUUGGUUCUUGUGGAAUAUCAUUCUUUCCGCAGCUUUCCGGCCCAUCCUGCGCAUCUACCAGCUUCGCCACGCGUUCAUUCAUAACUUUGGUAGAACGUUGAGCUUCUGGACUACUAUUCUCCUUGCACUUGCGACCGUUAUCUGCUUGGAGCUAAUAGUCGACGCGAUACGUCGGGUCUACUGGCCGCGCGAUGUUGAUAUCAUGCAACGCCUCGAGAGGAAGGGCUUCAAUGCGGAUGACGCGGCCGAGGGAAUGGAAGGUGGCCACGGCGAGACCUCUGGAACGGUGUUGGAAGUUAUCAGCAGCAAGACCAAGUCGGUCUUUGGCCAUACCGAGGAGAGGCCCUCGAACCUUGACGGGGCACCUAGGCCAAGUCACUCCACCACUCGGCCUUCAUUCCACCAGGCACGGCAGUCUCGAAGGUCGAGAGACGAGUCGGCCGCCAGGUCUUCCACGCCCCCGGUUGAGGAAGCCAACUUUGCAGACCCAGAACUGACUUCAGGGCCAACAAAAAAGCCACGCCUUUCUGUGGCGACGAGGUGGUUGGGGAGUGCAAGGAACACUCCUGUGAAUGGCCCCAUUGAGCUGCGGUCAACUGGCCAAUCAUCUAGGUCGUAGGGAGGAAGAGGAGGAGGAGGAGGAGAAAAGAGGUUCGUUGUGUGUGUACAUAAUUGGCCGUCAUGAUCUAUCAUUAUGGUCACUUGGACUAUCCUUUUCGGGUUUCGGGGUUUUGGUUCUUGUUCUUGAUACCACAAAGCAUGAUGGGUUUCCCUUUUACGUUUGGCGUUUUCAGAGGUCAAACAUUAGUCGGCAGUAGAUAGCGAGGGACUGCCUACAACAGGCAGGUGUAGUAGUCUGUGUACAUACGGGGAAAGACUAUGCAAGGAAUUCAAGACUCUCUCAACUGUCA